Messenger RNA from Eufriesea mexicana, 737 nucleotides. RefSeq names its product glycosylphosphatidylinositol anchored membrane protein boudin (gene bou). The record is from RefSeq and is a predicted model, not a curated record. Gene Ontology annotation, biological process: regulation of synaptic transmission, cholinergic; positive regulation of voltage-gated potassium channel activity; sleep. Lineage: Eukaryota; Metazoa; Arthropoda; Insecta; Hymenoptera; Apidae. The transcript has 4 exons. Bases 158 to 733 code for a protein of 191 amino acids.
CGUUCUAUUCAUUUAGGUGUGUAUAAAUUCAAUCGAACAUUACGGUUGUGCAAGUAUUAUUGUUUUAGUAAGUGGUGUUUAAAAGACACAUAUAGCCAUUAAAAUAUAUUCAAUAAACGUGUUUUGUGUGUAAUUCGUAAUAAAGAGUGCAUUCAAAAUGAGCGCCAUCAGCGACAUUAGGAGCUACGCACUUUUCGCCACUUUUUCUUUUCAUUUAGUCCACAGUUUACGAUGCUAUCAAUGCAUCAGCACAAACAACUCGCAUCCCUUCCAAUGCAACGAAAUUCUCUCCAGCGACAUCGAUAUCGAACCACAGCCUUGUGAUGCUGUUUUCGGGGCGCAGUAUUGCGUGAAGCACAUAGGCCGAUUUGAGGCGACUAGUCUGGAUUGCUACCAAUGUACAUCGGAAGAAGAACUGUCUUGUGGAGAUAGCAGUUUGGUUCUAAGUACCUUACAACCAGCGAACUGCAGUCAUGUAUACGAUGCACGGUAUUGCAUCAAAUCGAUUGGACGAUUCGGAGGUGGAAUAGGCACGAAGCGGUUUUGUUCUGCAUUGGAUCAGGGGAACUAUUGCGACUACGUUAAUCAACAGGGUGACCAGCUAACAUAUCGAACCUGCAUCUUCACUUGUACCGGCGACGGAUGUAAUCCAGCAGCUAUUAUGAAACCAAGUAUCAUAUGGAUGGUAUCGAUUGGAUCAUUAUUAGCUUAUAAAUUAUUCCUCGAGAGGUAGAUAU